Molecule: messenger RNA, 1365 nt
Organism: Auanema sp. JU1783
Lineage: Eukaryota; Metazoa; Nematoda; Chromadorea; Rhabditida; Rhabditidae
Source: the annotation of a GenBank genome assembly
AUGCUGAGACCUCAGAACAAUAGAGUUUACGUGGUGCCAAUAUGCUUCACCCGAAGGUUCCUCCUUUUCUCUUUGCUGCUAGUAGGAGUGCCAGCAUUUUAUUAUAUCGUUUCAAACACUGCCAGUGAUAAUGGAUAUACUGAAAGUGUCGCCUCUACUAGAUACUCAAUUGAAGAAAUGCAAGGGUUCGCAUUCAAGAACAGUGUGUACACCAACUUUCGUCCUUCAUACUAUACGCGCUGGGAUUUCUCAUUCAAUCAAAUUCUUAAUAACCCUGUGAAAAAGUUCAAUAUCACCAAGACUGACGUGAUUGUUUUCCUUCAUAUCCAGAAAACAGCAGGAACUUCUUUUGAGAAGUACCUAGUGCGGUAUCUAGAAUUGGAAAAACCCUGCAAAUGUAGCAAAGGUAGGAAACGAUGCACUUGUCGGAGGCCUAACAAUCAGAAAGAGAUUUGGCUGUUUUCCCGUUAUUCAACAGGGUGGGAUUGUGGGUUGCAUGCUGACUUCACUGAAUUAUAUGUUAGUGGUUGUGUUGACGCAUCUCUCGACAAAAAAGAAGGUUCACAUAAGAAACGAAGGUACUUCUAUACAUCUUUCCUGAGGGAGCCCAUUUCCCGCUUCAUCUCUGAAUACCGUCACGUCAAUAGAGGAGCGACUUGGAUAGCUUCAAGACAUGUUUGUAACGGUCGUCCACCAACUCCAGAUGAGUUGCCUCUGUGCUUUGAUCCUCAAACUGGAUGGGAUGAUGUUUCUUUGGACGAAUUCUUGCAUUGUCCCUAUAAUUUAGCAUUCAAUAGGCAAACUCGAAUGCUAGCUGAUCUCACUCUAGUGAACUGCUAUUCACGCACAGACAUGACGCAAGAUAUCAGGGAAAAGAUUAUGCUAGAGAGUGCGAAGAAUAACUUGCGUAAGCUAGCAUACUUCGGAUUGAAGGAGAAAAUGGAUGAUAGCCAAUACAUGUUCGAGAAGCUUUUUGGAUUAACGUUUACCAAACAACUCUCGGAGUGGUCUAAAAGUAAAUCAAACGACACCGUUAUAACUGAGAAUCAGUUAAAGUUAAUUAAAGAGAGGAAUCAUCUGGACAUAGCCCUCUAUGAGUAUGCUGUUAAGCUUUUUGAAAGCAGAAUGUCAAUGAUUCGGAAUAAGAGCAUGGAUACGCCCGAUGUGACUCGAAAACUAGGAGUGAAAGAAGAGACUUCUGAGUCGUUCUACUUUCUUAGGGAUAAAGAAGCACCUGAACAAGAGUUUAGCUCUUUCAUGAAGUCUAACAAUACUGUCCAAUAUGACGCUAACACAGAUUCGUACGAAAUCGAUGACUCUUCAGGUGCUGAUAGAAACGAAAACGUUUUAUUUAAACGGGUGUGA